Molecule: messenger RNA, 6146 nt
Organism: Nerophis lumbriciformis (worm pipefish)
Lineage: Eukaryota; Metazoa; Chordata; Actinopteri; Syngnathiformes; Syngnathidae
Gene: lrch2
Product: leucine-rich repeats and calponin homology (CH) domain containing 2
Cellular component (GO): cytoplasm
Molecular function (GO): protein binding
Source: RefSeq, a predicted model, not a curated record
AUGGCGUCCAGUCAAGGAGGUGUGGGAGCUGUCACGGCUCUCCAGAACCACCACUACUCACCUCACUGGAGCCCGGGUAACAACCAGUACCAGCAGCAGCAGCAGCAUCAGCACCACCAGUACCACCAGCAGCAGCAGCAGCAGCACCACACGGCCCGCAGCCUGGAGAGAGCUCUGGAGGAUGCCGUGUGCUCGGGGAUACUCAACCUGAGCGGGAGGAAGCUGAGGGAGUACCCGGGGGUGAGCUACGACCUCACGGACACAACACAAGCAGAUCUGUCCAAGAAUCGUCUUUCAGAAGUCCCGCCAGAAGUGUGUCUCUUCGCCCCGCUUGAAUCCCUCAACCUCUAUCACAACUGUAUCAAGUGCAUCCCAGAAGCCAUCAUCAACCUGCAGAUGCUGAGUUAUCUUGACAUCAGCCGGAAUCUAAUUUCUGUUUUGCCCAAGCACCUGUUCAACCUCCCCCUCAAAGUUCUGCUCGUGAGCAACAAUAAGCUGGUGUCCAUCCCUGAAGAGAUCGGCAAAGCCAAAGAACUGAUGGAACUAGAUGUCAGCUGUAAUGAGAUACAGGUGCUGCCUGCCCAGGUGGGGCGUCUGCAAGCCUUACGAGAACUGAACAUUAGGAAAAACUGUCUGCAGAUGCUUCCUGAAGAAUUAGCCGACCUGCCUCUCAUUCGACUCGACUUCUCCUGCAAUAAGAUCACAGAGAUUCCAGCAGUUUACAGGAAACUCAGGCAACUGCAGCACAUCAUCCUAGAGAACAAUCCUAUGCAGUCUCCUCCAGCACAGAUUUGCCUCAAAGGCAAAGUGCAUAUUUUUAAGUACCUGAACAUCCAAGCAUGCAGGUUAGAUAAGAAGCCAGACACCCUGGACCUCCCCUCCCUCAGCAAGCGCUGUCUUCCGCAGCCGCUAACAGACAGCAUGGAAGACUUUUAUCCGAGUAAGAACCAUGGGCCCGACUCUGGAAUUGGGAGUGACAAUGGUGACAAGAGGCUGUCUACAACAGAGCCUUCAGAUGACGACACCGUCAGCCUCCACUCUCAGGUGUCUGAAACAGCCCGCGCAGACGCCCUCUCACUCCUUUCCAAAAUGGACUCUUGCAAAGAUCAGGAUCUGUAUGACUUUAUAGAACCCAACCCCGAUGAGGAUCCUGCUCUGUCAGAGUGUGACGGACAGCAGAACUGUCAUGUGUCGUGUAUUAAGGAACUGGAAAAAGUUCUUAACUUAUCUCAUUCAAGCAAAGACAAAGAGAGCUGGAAAGAGGAGUCAGGCUCAGACAAGGAGCAGCUCCUUGAGGAGGAGGAUGAUGAGCUGAAGGAGGUGCUGGAUCUGAGGAAGAUUGCAGUUCAACUUCUACAGCAGGAGCAGCAGAACAGACGACGCUCCUUAAUUUGCAGAGCUGAAAGUCUCAUCCAUCGUCGCAGAGUGACAGGUCGGGCGCACAGGUUCCUAAGUCAUUCUGGGAGCUCCAGCAGCAAAGCCAGGCCUCCUCUUCAGCCUCGCAGUGCUUCCUUGGAUGAGGGAAGAAGUGACGCAUCAGUACUUAGUGGACAGCCCUCGUCGUCCUGCUCUUUCGACGGCAACCUGAAAACAGAUCAAUCGGACUCUGAGUCCAAAUGGCCGUUGGUCCCGCCUGUUCUCAAUCAAAAUGAAGAUCGUAAGAGGAACAAAUACCUGAGAAAAGAUUAUCUCAAGUACAAAUGCCAGAGUGCUCGGAAAAGCUGCUGCGGGAAUGACAACUGUGAGGAGAGCUUGCGUAACUCUGAUUUCAGCAGCACUCUGACCGUGUUUGGACUCAAGCCACGAUCAGCCUUCACCCGAGGAGGUCAUCAGGAGUUCAGCUCGACGGAGCCCAGCUUCACCAUGAGGAGAAAGAUGGAGCAUUUAAGAGAAGAGAUUGAGCAGAUAGGACUCCUACGACAGAACAUUGAGUCCAGACUGAAGGUGUUGCUUCCCGACGAUGUUGGGGGCGCCCUGAUGGACGGAGUGGUUCUCUGUCAUUUAGCCAAUCACAUUUGUCCUCGCUCUGUGGCCAGCAUCCAUGUGCCGUCACCUGCAGUGCCGAAGCUCAGCAUGGCUAAAUGUCGUAGGAAUGUGGAGAACUUCUUGGAUGCCUGUAAGAAAAUGGGAGUCCCACAGGACAAGCUGUGUCUUCCCCAUCACAUCCUGGAAGAGCGCGGCCUGGUGAAGGUGGGCGAGACCGUGCAGGCUCUGCUGGAUCUCCCCGCCAUGAAGCCCACGCAACUGUCAGCUGCUUAACCCUCACCUCCACCCCCAUGAGAAAACCCUCUCUUGACCCGGUGGCCCAUGGGUCUUUAGGCGUCUGCUUGUGUGCCUGACUGAAACAGUGGAAGGUGAAAUUCUCUCGCUGUGUAUGAUGUCAGACGCGCUCCUGUCCAUCACAGUUUUGAUUUCUUCCUACUUGGGUGCACCACUGGGACUAAUUUGGACAAGUCUGUGGGUCCCUCUUUCGGUGCUCAGUGAGCCCCAACAAGUGCCCGCCCACGAGCAGUUCUCUUUUACUCCACACAGCUAACUUCUCUGCCAAGCUGAGCGCUCUACUGUUAUCAAACUUUGCCUUUCAAAUGCAUGACGACCGCAGUUGGUGUUGAAGUCAUGCCAUUGCCAACCUUUUCCGAACUGGUGUACAAAUCUUACCGUAUAUGACCACUGUGAUGACAUGUAGCCCACUGGGGGUUGGUUUAACAGCAUUUUUUUUUUACAUUUAUUUACAUUUUUCUACACUUUUUAUAUUUUGCCACACUAGACACAAGUCAGUUUGGGUGUUUUUUUUGUUUUUUUUUUGCUUUGGAUGCUUCCAAAAAGCACAAUUUGGCUGUGCUGCAUGCGCCGUCUCAGUGAGUUGUUUUUCUACCUGUGUGUUAUUUGUGUGACUGAUCAUGAUUGUUGCCACAAUGCAGUUUUCUUAUAAUAUUUACUGGGUUUUUACUGCCAAAUAUUUGUGAUAUUUUUCUCCCUUCCCUUCAUAUAGUUUCAGUAUCUCACAAAGGUGAGUACACCCCAACAUCUGUAUUCGAUCUUGCCAAGGGACAAUGCUGCUAAUAUGGGUGUUCUUGGUCUGGACCCAGGAUGCAGAGACAACAGGCAAAGUGAAGGUAAAAAUAUUUCGUUAGGGAACACAUAACAAAAAUACUGCUGCAGGGAAGAGCACAGAAGAAAAGGGGCUGGCAUAGGAAGCUUCUUGAUUGACAGCCGGGGACACCCCUGUCAUCUGAUUGGAACAGGUGAGGAAAACAGUGCUCCGGCCAAAGGGAAAAUGGAAAUAAGGAAUAUAUUACAGGAAACUUACAAUAAAAUCCAAACUGUCAUGAGAGCUCAUAACCAAUUUAUCUUGAGACAACUUUAGAGUAGCCUGUGUGCAACCUAUACAGACGGCCUUUGCAGCUCUAUGCCCAAAAUAAUUAAGGCAGUGCUCGAUGUCAAUGGGUCUCCCAUUUCCACUCAAUUGUGUUACAUAGUAUUGUCCCUUGAGCUGAAAUUUGAGGGGUGUCCUCAUGUUUGCAAAAUAUAGUUGCAUCUUAAAUACACAACUUUGGGUGAUUACAGUAGGCAACACUUAAUUUUUUUUCUGUGAGAAUCCUGUGCGUAGCUGAAGCAUCAAUGAGUGGCACUAUCCAGGACUAACUGCAGCGUGCUCAAACAACCACCAGGUAGCAUCUGUGAGCAGAUAGUACUGUAUCAUCUCUUUCUGACCUCUCAGGUCUUAUCAGGUCGGUAGUGCAUUUUUCAUUCUUCCCUCACGCCCUCCCAUUCGAGCAAAAACACAGUGUUACCUCCUGUCGUGUGUGACUGAACACUGUUGUGAUGCUGUCACUCAACCUGGCUAAUUAUACGGCAUGUUUUGUAAAAGGCCCAAGCAUGCCUUUGAUUUAGGUAAUUACACGGUCUGCCUUGCUUCCUUUUAGUGACGUGUGGAUUUGGAUUCGGGUACCUCUAGUGCUGCUUAUAUGAUGAGUAGUUUUACGGGGAAAUUACCUCCAUUGCAAAAUCUUUUGAAUGAUUCAAAGUUGGAAACUCCAUAGGAGCUUACGUGAAUAACGUCUGCACAAUUGCAGGUUACACCGUUUAGGCAAUGUUCUUUUGAACAACAGGCCUGUUCUUUUUGGUGGUUGAGUGAUAGGACAUAGUUCGGGUACGAUUCGCAAAUACACAAAAUUAAGAAAGCCUACUUUUAAAAUGCAUUAUGAGUACAAGUGCGCCUAUCUAAUUUGAAUAUGUGCCUCUUUGCAACCUAAUUGUCCCUUUAGAAUUGAAAUGUCAUGUUGUUCUAUUUUUAAUAGUUUGUUUUGAAUUAAUGUUAUUGAAACAUUUUUUUUACAGCAAUAUUUAAUUCUGAAGUUCUUUAUUUACACUUUUCUCCAGCUCCUAUUUGAAUGUACUACUUUGUCUGCUUCCUCUAAUUGUUUGACUCGCAUCAUUAGAAGAAAUGUUGCGUUAAAACAUUUUUACCUUUUAAAUUGCAUUUUACAUAUAAUGUAUAAAUAUUGUCCAUAUCUUGUCCUUUUUUAUGUUUUAUUUAAUCAGCAUUUACAAAGUUAUUUAUGCAACAAUCAAAGGUUGCAUUCAUGUUAGCAAUGUUAGUGAACAACAAAAUGUAAUUAGAUGAAGAGGGGGAGAAAAGAAAUGAAACCAAUGUGCAGACUACCUCAGAUGUCACAUACUUUGACUUCCACAAAUCCCCCACAAAUCAGCAUAGCUGAUAAGGUUGACACUGCUGAUAACAAUCACUGCUUGCCAGAGAUGGGAACCGACUGGUUACUCAAUGUUCAGCCCAUUCCAUUUGCUGACAUAUGUACAGUAUAUCAUGACUAGGAAAUAGAUAUAAACGCAUCAAAACAUUAUCAAGCCCACCCCAAAAAGGUUAUGAGUCAAAAGUUCAAAUGUUACCUAUGUUAAAAGACAACUAUUGCUUUACCUGCUUUACAGCACCAAGAUGAAAUCUGUGAUUUUUAAAAAUAUAUAUAUUUAACAGCUUCUUAGCAGGCACAAGACAUUAAAACAACGUUGAGAACUUGUUGAAUUAGGUCCUGACGUUGAGCAACUCAAACAUAACAUUAGAACAACAUGCUUUUUGACGACGUUUAGUCAAUGUUGGUUUCUGAUGUUGAUUUGACCAUUGAAUUUUGGUCAUUUCCCAAUCAAUAUUCUACUACACAAAUACAACAAUGAAACAUGCUUUUUGACAAUGUUUAUUCAAUGUCAGGUUGAGAUGUUGAUUUGACCAUUGAAAUUUGGUCAUUUCUCAACCAACAACGUGGAUCCAAUGUUGGACAUCAACGUUGUCUCAAUUUAUAAAUACAACUGUUUUUCAGUUUAAAAAAACAUGUAUCAUAUUUUUCGGACUAUAAGUCGCAGUUUUUUUCAUAGUUUGGCCGGGCUCCAGUGCGACUUAUAUAUGUUUUUUUCUUUCUUUAUUACCGGUAUGCAUUUUCGGCAGGUGCGACUUAUACUCCGGUGCGACUUAUACUCCGAAAAAUACGGUAUGCAGAAUCAACAAUGUAUCGAUGUCUUGUGCCUGCCGGGUUAGCAUACAUUAUUUUAUAUUGGAUUGAUUUUGGUUUAAUAAACAAAAAGGCCUUCAAUAUGUCUGUGUGCGGCAAUGAAGGUGUAAAAUGUAAGUUUGCUGAUUUUUUUUACCGCUAAUACCACAUGUGCAAUUCUAGGACCCCCAAACAUGCUCGAGGAUUGGUUUUACCCAGACACUCAUUUAUUUGUUGUGGCCUGCCAGAAAAUUAGUAUAGACUCAAGUGAACAAGCUCCAGCAAGCAGUGAAAAUUAGAAAAAAGGAAACUCCUUGAUUUUAUUUUGUUAGCAUUUUCAUCAUUCAAGUUGACUCAUCACUGCUGCACAUCAACAACUGUGAGGUGCUCAAUGUGGAAGUGUUGCGUUGAUGAACUUAUUCUGAUGAGUGACUCACAGUAAAAAAAAAAAUAGAAGCAUAAUCACAACAGCAGACAGACACUGCCAGGGGGUUAUAAUUAUGUGCUGUAUAUUUACGCCUUUUUAAAGAAAUAGUACAUGUGUGCAUGUAAUAAUGACAAAUGCUCUGUAAAUAUCAUCUGUAUAAAUCCCUGCUGUUUCUUACAAAAAAUAUGACACUGACAAAAUAAAUUCUUUGCUCAAUC